ACGACAACGAUGACAACGUUGACUGGACGUCGAUAUAUAUCUCGGGCGACACCGACACUGCUGUUGAUGCUGCUGGUGCUGGUCGGCGCGCUAAUCAACGUCGCCCACAGCCAGUACAUCACGAGUGAUGAGUCGUGUCCCUUCCAGCCACUGCCAUCCACCUUUGACUCGAUCACCUACCUCGGCUACAACCAGGAGAUGCACAUUCAGAACACCUACCACUAUGACUACAAGAACGUCUAUAAAGAGAUCACAUUCACUCUGCAACAAAAGAGUGCCUUUAGGAUCUAUGUUGCGCCAAUGGUCGUCGACGUCGACGUCUGGCUCUACGACAUCUCAUCCUCAACCAUAAACAUUAUCGCCCACACUGUUGACGCAACAACUGGAAUGGACGAGUCACUCAGCGCUACACUCAACUCUGGCACUUAUAAGAUCAAGUUGAUGUUCUUUGGCGCGAACAAGGCCAGUAAGUUGGCCUGCCCAACGAUCAAUCUGGAGUACUCUGUGGUGCCAAUCGCCUUGUUGAGCUCAAGAUCGCAGAGCAUCCAGUGCCCAGCCGCAGGCUCGACCUUCCCCAAUCUGGCACUGGACAUGACGGACCUGACAACUUAUCGCUAUGACUCGGAUGUCAACGAGACAGGCACCGUAAUGAACAUAGUCGACACCAAGGCCACUGGCUCACACAAUGUCACCUUCUUCAAGAAGUACUCGCUGGUGCUGCCCUCCGGAUCCAUCUCCACUGACAAGUGGGGCAUCGAGAUCACAAUGGGCUUUGACUUUCUCACGGGCGGCUCGCUCGGACUGCUCCUGCAGUCGUCCGACGUACCCGCACCAACUGGCACUUUCUCAUGCAUUGGCGCCGGCAACUGCACGAUUGGCGUACACACGACCAAGAACCAUGCCACGCUCAAGGCCGUUGUAACACCUGGCUUGUACGACUUGUAUCUCUAUGACCAGACACAGGAGAAGGACUACACGAUCGGUCCCAGCUGCACGAUCUUCUCGCUUCAAGUCGAUAUCGAGUCGGCACACGUCACCGAGACCUUCCUGAACUGCGACACCUACUCACUGCCCACCACCUUCAAUGGUCCAGGCUUCAUCGAUGAUGGAGGCUACCUCUACUUCUCUGAGGAGCUCUUCUUAGACUUGGUGUCCAAGUCUGACAAUGUCAUGUUCACAAUCACAACACCAAGCUUCGUUCGCGCUUACAUCCCAGAGCAUAGAGUCGACAUUGAUAUGAAGCUCACCAAUGGAUCAAACCUUGUAGUUCAGUCACUCAAGUGGGGCGGAGAGGAGGAGAUCACAGCCUACCUUUAUCCAGGCACCUACAACUUCACCGUGAUGUUCUUUGGAAAGAACAUCGAUGUGUUCUGCGACACCUUCCACUUGGACUUUGCCAUCACACCACAGUCCGACUACGACCAGCUCAACUACUGCAAGCAGUUGACCAACAACGUCGCGCCACAAUUCCAAGGCAUGCAGCAGUCACUCACGGCCAACGGCACCUACACGCUCAACACCCUGUCAUCACCAACUUACAUCUAUCAAUUCGACCCGUCUGCCUCGCUCAGCGAGGUUGAGAUCACCAGUGUCAACUUCACCAUCACCUCGCCCUCAUACCUGCAGCUCACACUAGAGUCCAACUUUGUACUUGGAGACAUUCGCGCACUGUUGAUUGACAAUGCCGACGCUGACCACGAGGACUCGAUCCUCUACCGUGGCACCUUCACGCGCAACACCCAGUACAUGUUCUACCAGCUCGAGAACGGCACCUACACACUGAGCAUCAUGACUGGCAUUACCUCCAAGAACGCUGUGCUGCCACCAUGCGCCACCUACUCGCUCAAGAUGGCCAUCAAGCCAAACUCUGUCGAGGACCCAUGCUGGGGCAACCCAACAUUCCCCUCCAACUUGAACACGCCAGCCUAUCUCGGCACAUCCACAUCGAUCCAUUUGACCGACGAUUACAUGGUGCCCGCCAUCAACUACAUCUCCUCGUCCACUGCAACUACCCUCAAUGUGACCGUGCCCUCGUUGUUCCGUGCCUUCAUCGAGGAUGCGGCCAUUGACGUUGACAUCUCACUGUACGAGGGCACCAAGAAGGUGGCCUGGACCUCCAACUUUGCUGGUGAAGAGUCGCUCGAGUUCCCACUCAAGGCUAACGUCGCCUACAGACUUGUGACCUCUUUCUUCCAUUGGCCAUUCGUCACCGUGCCCCAGGCCUGCUAUACCUAUAGCGCAGCAGUCUCCAUCACGCCUUCCACCGAGAACCCCAAGGACAAGUGCGCGUCAUCACUGCCACCCACAAACUUCAUCAGUAACGCCUCAAUGGAUUACGCGCACGACGUUGGCCAGUACCAUUUCACACAGACAAACAAGAGUCUCACGCUCAACCUACCAUUCUCCGUGCCCAAGAACCUGAAGCUGAACGCCAUGUUCCGCGCCAUCCUCACCUACGACUUUGUCUGGAAUGAUCUUGUGAUUGCCCUGCUGGGCUCUGAUGGCACCACCAUCUCCUACUCGACACUGGGCUACAACCGCGCCGACAUCCUUCCAAUGACUCUGCCACCAGGCGACUACUUCCUCUCGAUCUAUGAGCCAUUUGCCAACAUCUUCCAAGGCGUCAUUCUGAACAACUGUGUGGACUUCACCCUGGAGUAUGGAAUUCAGCUGAUCGACGACACUCAGGUCAACCAGGACACGAUCAUCUGUGACAGCUUGUUGCUCCCCCAGACAUUCAACUCGAUUGGCUACAUGUCGGGCCUGACCGACGGCUCACUGUCAUUCCAACAGAACGUCCUGGUCGACGUGAUGGCUGGCAACGACCUCAUCAAGUUCACCUUGACUGCGCCAUCGCUGCUCCGUGUGUUCCUGCCCGCCCACAUGACCGUCGACAUUGACUUCUCAUUGUUGUUCGAGGGCAAGACCCUGCCCAUCGCCCGCAGUGUCACCACUGGUGAAGAGAUCAUCUAUAACCAGUUGGAUGUUGGCAACUAUUCACUCAAGUUCAUCUACUUUGGCAUGAACGGAUCUCCAUUGCCCAAGGUGGAGGACUGCACUGCUUUCCCAGCGUUCAUCUCGAUCGCCAAGGUGUCCAACUUGCUUGCCAUCCCGUCCAUCACUGCCAAGUGCACCAACGACAGCAUCACACCACCCGCUAACAUUAUUGGCAACCUGGCAUUCAACGCCACCUACCAGCGACUGAUGCAGGCGCCUAUCCAGCCCUCUGUGCUCUCCUUUACCACGAACGCCACUGGCCAGAUCCACGCAUACCUCAAAUACAACGACCUGGUCGACUCCAUGAUGAUGAAGCUCAACUACACGACCAUCGUCAAUGGCAAGUCUGUCGUCAAGACCAUCCGCCCACUCUACGAGGGCGGCCUGGCCACAUUGAACGAGAUCAUCCCGGCUGGAAGCUAUCAGCUCACUAUCUACGACCGCUACAACCAGAAGAACCCAGUACUGGGCAUCAACUGCGCGCAGUACAGCUUUGGCUACUUCCUCAACACGACCACGCCCGACGUGCCCACAUGUGACUCGACCAGCAUGCUCCCAACGGACCUGUUCUCCACACGUGGUGGCAGCUUCGCCUAUGGCGGCCCACAGAACUCUGACGGCGAGAUCCUGUUCACUGGCAAGAAGUUCUUCAUCACACCAGGCCAGACCUACAAGCACAACCGCAUCGACUUUAUGGUGCCAACCGUGCCAGUCUACAUGCGUCUCUUUGCCGAUGCCAUGCCGCUCAACGACAUUGACUUCUUUGUCUACAGCAACAGCUCGGACCCCAGUUCACUGGUCUUCUCUUCCUUCAGUGGAGGCAGCUCUGAGAGCGCCCUUGUGAAGCUGCAGCCACAGACCCAGCCAUACACGCUUGACGUCAACUUUAUGAGCAUCAACAGAAAGCAGCCAUGCAACUACUUCAAGUUUGAGUGGGCCAUUGAGACCGCCGACAACCUUGAGGAGGAUCUUCUGUGCCCAACGCCACUCCCCAACGAAGUGUCGCAGGUGCCACCAGAGACUGUCAACUUCCCCUUUGGCAAGGACCUCGAGGUCUCGUCGUCCAACUACAUGUUCACAUCGACUCGCAUCAACCAGAACCUUAAGAAUGGCGUCUUCACAUAUCGCAUGACCCUGGAGAUCCCAGCGCCGACCAUCUUCUUUGCUCAGGUCACCUUUGACUUCCUCGACAAUGACUUUGACCUCACACUGUCGCAGAGAAACAACGACGGUACCACCACAAUGUUAGCCUCUGGCACCAACUCGAUCCCCUCUGCACAGGACACCGCUUACAACUUCCUCAAUGGCAUCGAGUACAAUCUCACUGCUGGUGUCUAUGCGUUGGACAUCAGCGAGAACAUGAAGAUCAACAGCUUCAACAUCUCCACCAAGACCUGCCACUUCUUUGGCUUCCAGAUGGUCGGACAGUCGCUGGCCACCGGCAUGGCGCCUCGCAUCACCAGUGUCUCGCCACCCGGCGGCUUCAACAUUAACCCGUUGCAGCCACUCACGCUCACCAUUCGCUUCUCUGAGUCCGUCCUCUACAAUGACACCACCACCACUCUCCUUAACUCUAUACUUAAAUCCCGCGCCGUCGUGCUCACGUCCACCACCAAGCUUGGCAUGCAGGUCGUCCCCAACGAAGCCUACCUGAAGAAAACCGACCAAACGUCGCUUGUCGUUACCUUUGCCGGCACCCUCAACACCAGCGCCGCUUGGAACCUCACCAUUGACGCCUCCAAGUUCAGGACGAUGAACAACAUCCUGUUCCAGGACGAGAACACCACUUUGUCGCACGUCUACAAGAUGUUCGUCUGUGACUGUGGUGGUCACGGCCACUGCGUGCCGGCUACCAGCGGCAAUCCCGUGUGCACAUGUGACCAGCCAUGGACCGGCCAGUCCUGCACCAAGUGCAUGGCCGGCUACCACGGCGUCGCCACCACCUGUGUGGCCAACACCAAGUGCGCGCCAAUGAACGCCGACUGUAACGGACAUGGAGUGUGCAACAGCGACGAUGGAUUCCCCGAGUGCCAAUGCAACAAUGGAUACAUCACUCUCAACACUUCCAACAUGUGUGGCGACUGUGACAUUGGAUACACAGGCUAUCCCAAGUGUGUGACAAGCGAUGACGACCGUGGCACACUGUGCACUGCUCCCCUGCUUCCCCUCUCCCUCAACUUUACCGAGUACCUUGCCUUCAACAACAAGAUGCACAUCCAAGACAACUUCUACCUGGACUACCAGACUGGCAAGCAUAUCACGCUGAUCGAGAUCACUGUUCCAAGUGUGCUGCGUAUCUACACCGAGCCACACCGCGCAGAUGUUGACCUCUGGCUGUACACCACCAACCCAGAUGGUACCCAGGGCGAUAUGGUUGACCACUCGAUCACCUUUGGCCACGAAGAGGUAAUGCUCGACGUGUUGCAGCCAGGCACCUACAUACUGCAGUUCCGCUACUUCCUCUGGGACAGGUCCAUCACACUGGACUGCGAGACCUUCAACAUGGGGAGCUCUCGAUCGAUACAGUCGAUAACCUGGCCACAGACAUGA
This is a messenger RNA of Acytostelium subglobosum LB1, 5547 nucleotides long. RefSeq lists its product as hypothetical. Lineage: Eukaryota; Evosea; Eumycetozoa; Acytosteliales; Acytosteliaceae. The transcript is spliced from 3 exons. The record is from RefSeq and is a predicted model, not a curated record. The annotation marks the transcript as partial.